Caenorhabditis remanei is the source of this 339-nucleotide messenger RNA. RefSeq lists its product as uncharacterized. The coding region runs from base 1 to 339 and encodes 112 amino acids. NCBI's taxonomy places the organism in Eukaryota, Metazoa, Nematoda, Chromadorea, Rhabditida, Rhabditidae. The transcript has 3 exons. Gene Ontology annotation, cellular component: mitochondrion. The record is from RefSeq and is a predicted model, not a curated record.
AUGAAAAGAGUUAUGAGCACAUUGAGCGAAGGUCCAGUGGCUCGCCUUCUCCGUGAGAAGCUGUCAGCUUCAUUUCAGCCAAAACAUCUCGAAGUCGAAUGUGAAAGCCACCUGCACAAUGUGCCAAAAGGAGCAGAAAUGCACUUUCGAGUGCAAGUUGUCAGUGAUGCCUUCGAAGGAAAACGUGUCAUAGAGCGACAUCGUUUGGUGAACACGUGUCUUGCGGAAGAGUUGGCCACUUCAGUGCAUGCUCUUCGAAUUGAUGCGAUUCCGACAAGCAAAUGGGAUGGACAGAAGCAAGAGGAAAGCCCGACGUGUCGUGGAGGAUUCGGAAAAUAA